This is a messenger RNA of Mastomys coucha (southern multimammate mouse), 1052 nucleotides long. RefSeq names its product olfactory receptor 226. The transcript has a single exon. Gene Ontology annotation, molecular function: G protein-coupled receptor activity; olfactory receptor activity. The record is from RefSeq and is a predicted model, not a curated record. Gene Ontology annotation, biological process: G protein-coupled receptor signaling pathway. Bases 69 to 1052 code for a protein of 327 amino acids. NCBI's taxonomy places the organism in Eukaryota, Metazoa, Chordata, Mammalia, Rodentia, Muridae. Gene Ontology annotation, cellular component: membrane.
UUCUUGCUGCUGCUUUUAUAAGAUACCUUGGUCUUAUCUCUUGAAGAGCAGUGAACAAGACUGAAAACAUGGAGCGAAGGAACCACAGUGGGAGAGUGAAUGAAUUUGUGUUGCUGGGUUUCCCAGCUCCUGCCCCAUUGCGGGCGCUAUUAUUUUUCCUUUCUCUGCUGGCCUACGUGUUGGUGCUGACUGAAAACACACUCAUCAUUGCAGCAAUUAGGAACCACCCCACCCUCCACAAACCCAUGUAUUUUUUCUUGGCUAAUAUGUCAUUCCUGGAGAUUUGGUAUGUCACUGUUACAAUUCCUAAAAUGCUUGCUGGCUUCCUUGGUUCCAAGGAGAACCAUGGACAGCUGAUCUCCUUUGAGGCAUGUAUGACACAGCUCUACUUUUUCCUGGGCUUGGGUUGCACAGAGUGUGUCCUUCUUGCUGUGAUGGCCUAUGACCGCUAUGUGGCUAUCUGUCAUCCACUCCGCUACCCUGUCAUUGUCAGUAGCCGGCUAUGUGUGCAGAUGGCAACUGGAUCCUGGGCUGGAGGUUUUGGUAUCUCCAUGGUUAAAGUUUUCCUCAUUUCUCGCCUGUCUUACUGUGGCCCCAACACCAUCAACCACUUUUUCUGUGAUGUUUCUCCAUUGCUCAACUUGUCAUGCACUGACAUGUCUACAGCAGAGCUUACAGACUUUAUCCUGGCCAUUUUUAUUCUGCUCGGGCCGCUCUCUGUCACUGGGGCCUCCUAUAUGGCCAUCACAGGUGCUGUUAUGCGCAUCCCCUCAGCUGCUGGCCGCCAUAAGGCCUUUUCAACCUGUGCCUCUCACCUCACUGUUGUGAUCAUCUUCUAUGCAGCCAGUAUUUUCAUCUAUGCCAGGCCUAAGGCACUCUCAGCUUUUGACACCAACAAGCUGGUCUCUGUACUCUAUGCUGUCAUUGUACCAUUGCUCAAUCCUAUCAUCUACUGCUUGCGCAACCAAGAAGUCAAAAGAGCCCUACAUCGCACUCUGCACUUGACCCAGGGCCAGGAUGCCAAUAACAAGAAACCCAACAGAGAUGGUUAG